This is a messenger RNA of Gaeumannomyces tritici R3-111a-1, 678 nucleotides long. RefSeq lists its product as hypothetical. The transcript is spliced from 6 exons. The record is from RefSeq and is a predicted model, not a curated record. Bases 1 to 678 code for a protein of 225 amino acids. NCBI's taxonomy places the organism in Eukaryota, Fungi, Ascomycota, Sordariomycetes, Magnaporthales, Magnaporthaceae.
AUGCCCGGUUUGCAUUUAAAACUAUUUUUAAAAGCCGGAAAAUUGUUAAAAAUUCGUUUACUUUUUUUUUUUAAAAGCAAAUUUAAAAAUUCCGUUUGGGGAAACGUUUUUUCGGCUUUCGAUAUUAUAAAAAAUAUUUAUUUCGAAAGCACGCUAUUUAAUAAUUGCGGUUUGCUUUAUAUCGUUAACGAUAAAAAACGUUUUAACAAAAGCUUUUUAAACGAAAGCAAAAACUUUAAGCUUUAUAACGUUGCUUUAAUAAAAAUUUUUUAUAUUAAUAUUAUUUUAAAAGCCCGUUUAAACGCUAAAAAGGUAUGGUUUUGCGGGAAAAACGCGAUUUUGCGCAUUAAAAAAAUUACCAACGGAAAAGUUUGGUUUAAUUUAUUUAAUUACCCUAAGUUAAAAUUAAGGAUAAAUUGGGUUUUGCUAUUAAUAAACGAAUAUAACGGCAAAAUUUGGAACUUUACAUUUCCAAACAAAAAGGAAUUAACGCUUUUUACGGGUUUAAUAACUAAUUUAAAACCGGAUUGGAACGGUAUUUACGCUUACGGGUGCAAAAUUUAUCCUUUAAACGUAAAAAGGUUUUACAACGCGGAUUUUAAGCAUUUUAAAAUUAAUUUUUAUGCUAAGGUUAAAUAUUUAAUAAGUUACCAAACUUCCAAUAUUUACCGAAUUUAA